AUGACAGCUACUUUGAUCGACGGGAAGGCAAUUGCCAAGGAAAUUCGCGAGGAAAUUCUCCGUGACAUCCAGCAAAUCAGAAAUGAAAACUCCAGCUUUAAACCUACUUUGGCCAUUUUUCAGGUCAGCGACCGUCAAGACUCGUCUACAUAUGUGAGGAUGAAGAGAAAAGCUGCUGAAGAAGCCGGUAUUGAGGUUAUUUUCGUGCAUUUGCCCGAAGACGUCGAGGAACGGUCUUUGAUCGCGCAGAUCGAGGAAAUGAACCAGGAUCGCAGUGUUGAUGGGAUCUUGGUUCAAUUGCCGCUACCUAAGCACAUUGACGAAGAUAAAGUCACUUCUGCCGUGAUGGCGCAGAAAGACGUCGACGGAUUUGGUCCUUUCAACAUUGGAGAGCUGAACAAACGUAACGGUAAACCUUACUUCCACCCAUGUACGCCCAAGGGAAUUAUCGAGCUCUUGGAUAGAAGCGGUGUUCAAAUUGCGGGCUCUCGCGCUGUUGUCAUCGGAAGAUCCGACAUUGUUGGUGCCCCUGUCGCAGAAUUGCUCAAAUCUCGCGACGCAACCGUGACAGUGCUACAUUCUAAGUCCAAAGACAUCCCGCUCUACGUCUCCACCGCAGACAUUAUCGUCGUUGCGAUCGGUAGAGCUGAUUUUGUCAAGGGCGAAUGGUUCAAGGGCAAUAAAAACGCUGUUGUCAUUGACGUCGGUACUAACUACGUCGAAGACACGUCUAAAAAAAGCGGCUAUAGGUGUGUCGGAGACGUCGAGUUUGACGUGGCACGCGAACAUGUUGAACUGAUAACACCCGUUCCCGGCGGAGUCGGCCCAAUGACCGUUGCCAUGCUGAUGCGCAAUUGUUUGGACGCCGCGAGAAGAUCGCUACAAGGAGAUGACAAACCUGCGUUUGCACCUCUGCCUCUAAACUUGUUGAAACCAGUGCCUUCAGAUUUCGAAAUUUCCAGAGCUCAGAAACCCAAGGAGAUCACACAAGUUGCCUAUGAAGCCGGUAUCUUGGCCUCGGAACUUGAACCCUACGGGUCCACGAAAGCCAAAGUCAAGCUUGAUAUCCUAGACCGUUUGAAGUCUAGAGAAAACGGUAAGUACGUUUUGGUCACGGGUAUUACACCUACCCCGCUCGGUGAAGGUAAGUCCACUACUACUGUUGGUUUAGCGCAGGCGCUGGGUGCUCACUUAAAUAAGACUGUUUUUGCCAACGUUCGUCAGCCUUCCAUGGGACCUACUUUCGGUAUCAAGGGUGGUGCUGCUGGCGGUGGUUACUCGCAAGUCAUUCCUAUGGACGAGUUCAACUUGCAUGUUACUGGUGACAUUCACGCCAUUUCCAUGGCCAACAACCUUCUAGCUGCUGCGAUCGACACACGUAUGUUCCAUGAGACAACUCAAAAGGAUGCGGCCCUCUAUAAGAGACUGGUACCAACUAAACGAGGCAUCAGAAAGUUCACCCCAACCAUGCUCAGAAGACUUAAGAAGCUAGGCAUCGAGAAACAGGACCCAAACACUCUAACCCCCGAAGAAGUCACCCGUUUUGCGCGUCUAGAUAUUGAUCCAGAAACUAUUACAUGGAGAAGGGUGGUGGAUUGCAAUGACAGAUUUCUAAGAGGUAUUACAGUCGGAGAGGCACCAACAGAACGUGGCUUCACCAGAAAGACCGGCUUCGACAUUUCUGUUGCUUCUGAGUGUAUGGCCGUAUUGGCUUUGGCCAACUCACUUCCUGAUAUGAGAGAGAGACUGGGCAAUAUCGUCGUGGCCGCUUCCAAGGCUGGUGAGCCUAUCACCUGUGAAGACAUCGGAUGUGCAGGUGCUAUGACUGCGCUUCUCAAGGAUGCCAUCAAGCCAAAUAUCAUGCAAACGCUAGAGGGAACCCCCGUUUUCGUUCACGCUGGGCCUUUCGCAAACAUCUCCAUUGGGGCAAACUCUGCUUUGGCUGACAAGAUGGCUUUGAAGCUUGCAGGUGUUGACAAAGCCCUUUCACCAGAACAAAGACGUGAAAAACAAGGCUACGUCGUCACAGAGGCCGGUUUCGACUUCACCAUGGGUGGAGAACGUUUCUUGAACAUUAAAUGCCGUUCUUCUGGCCUUGUGCCGGACGUGGUGAUUAUUGUCGCCACUGUUAGAGCGCUCAAAGUACACGGUGGAGGCCCUGAAGUCAAGGCAGGCGCUCCUUUGCCCUCUGAAUACUUAAACGAGAACGUCGACUUGCUCAGAAAGGGCUGCGCUAACUUGGCUAAACACAUUUCUAACGCCAAGGCCUACAAUUUACCGGUACUUGUUGCAAUCAACAGGAUGUCAUCGGACUCUGACCGCGAACAUGAAGUCAUCAGAGAGGAAUCGCUCAAAGCCGGUGCGGUGGACGCCAUCGUCUCUAACCACUGGGAGGAAGGUGGACAGGGUGCUAUCGCCUUGGCACAGGGUGUCGUCGAUGCCUGCGAGGCCACCAACCAGUUCAAGUUCUUGUAUGAGACCAAAGGUGUUUCAGUCGAGGACAAAAUCCGCACCAUCGCCACCGAGAUGUAUGGCGCUGGUGACGUCGAAUUUCUAACCGAAGCGCAAAAGAAAAUUGACCUCUACACGAAGCAAGGCUUCGGUGAUCUCCCUAUCUGUAUUGCCAAGACCCAGUACUCUUUAUCGCACGAUGCAAACCUCAAGGGUGUCCCAACGGGCUUCACAUUUCCUAUUCGCGACGUGAGAGCGUCGGUCGGCGCUGGAUAUCUCUACGCGCUUGCUGCAGAGAUUCAAACUAUUCCAGGGUUGCCAACGCAUUGCGGUUUCAUGAAUGUGGAGGUCAAUGACGAUGGAGAAAUCGACGGAAUGUUUUAA
This is a messenger RNA of Lachancea mirantina, 2835 nucleotides long. Lineage: Eukaryota; Fungi; Ascomycota; Saccharomycetes; Saccharomycetales; Saccharomycetaceae. The record is from the annotation of a GenBank genome assembly.